ACACACACACACACACACACACACACACACACAAUAUAAAUAAGACCACUAGACAGAGCCGUCACAGCCAGGUUAGUAAGGAAGCAGAACGCCGUAAAAAUGAAGCCGACAAUCCUGAGGCUCUUAUGUUUAGCGCUGCCGCUGUUUUUCCUGUCGCACGUGCCCGCGCAGGGAGCUACCAACUCCAGCUGCUCCGCUGAGUCCAUGCUGAAGGAAACGCUGGAUUGCAUAUCGAAAAAAAACUUGACAGAUCAGGAGAUUGCCUCAGUGAUGGACUCCUUGAAAACAGCUACCAGUGUACUGGAGAAACGCCAUAAAACAGUGUGUGCAGAGGCCCCUCCCAAAAGUUGCCGCACCCCCAUGGCUCACAGUAAAGGAGGCCUGGUGUGUGCCACCGUGGGAGACGCACGCUACUGCAAGCCCAUGUGCAACGAGGGGCAUGACUUCGCAUUCCUCAGGAGGAGCCGGCUGUUUGAGGAGUGCAAAGCAGGGAACCAGUCCAGCUGGUCCACACAAUACAUCGGAGGGAACAGACUGGCUGUCUGUGACAGGGCCACCGUUCAAAUUUCUGGAGCCAAGACCGCCUACUUUCCCAAGGGCCAGGACUGCCUGAAAACCAAGAGUCAGGGCAACUUGGAGAAAGAAGUCACUCAGACCUUUUUGUCAGAGCUCCAGAGCAGUGGCAUCCAGGGGCACCCGAGGCACGUGUGUCUGGUCUGUGGAUGAGCACGCCGCCGUACAGACCCCAGCUGCUGUAGCCGGGAGAGCGGCUAACUCACAGAGGGACUUCCCCAGUGCCACGCCUCUUAUCUUAACAAUGGGCUUGUGUUCUUCACUCAUUUCUACAUUAAAAUACCUCUACUGCA
Anguilla rostrata (American eel) is the source of this 866-nucleotide messenger RNA. RefSeq lists its product as uncharacterized. Bases 100 to 726 code for a protein of 208 amino acids. The record is from RefSeq and is a predicted model, not a curated record. The transcript has 6 exons. NCBI's taxonomy places the organism in Eukaryota, Metazoa, Chordata, Actinopteri, Anguilliformes, Anguillidae.